CCAUCGUCAUUUGUCUUUCAAGCUUCAGGUCGUGUGUUCCUGCAUGCAGCCGAGUGGAAACUAACCUUUGUUUCCCCGUCACCUGCUGUCGUGGCAUCCUUUUCUCCUAUUUAAUUGCGCUCGGUCAAGACAUCCAUUUAUGUUCUGUCAUUGAACUGAGUCGCACACUUCAAGCAAACAGUGGCCGUUUGCAGAUCUCCUGGACAAAGAGCUUCCGGCAGAGAUCUUGCACAAAAAGCCCACCAACCCACCAACACUCCUUGUUUUGCGCGAGCGCAUCCUUCAAUUGCGCAUCUCCUACGACCUUCUUUUCGACCUAGUCACCCAUAUUUUCGCUCGUUAUAUCAUUAAACCUCGAUUAGCCAACCUGCGCACUUCAACAGUCUACACAACACAAACACAGUCUCCGCAAUCCUUCGACCAUGGCUCCUCCGACAGGACCAGCGCGAACCACCCGCAGCUCCACGAGAGGCGGUGCUGGUGCCCGUCGUGGCGGUGGCCCUGGCAGGGUUGACCGCGAUGGUGACCUCGUCAUGGAUGCUGCGAUAAAAACAACCAAGUCAGGCGGAGGCAUAGGCAAGAGGUCCGCAAACAACGACAAGAACGCUCCUUCAACAAAGCGCGGACGUCCUGGCCUGCGUAGCGGGCCCCCAGGUCGGUCGGCCAUAGUGGCCGCGCAGGACAAGAUCCUGCGACACAUCAACUCGAAUGGUUCAGAAGUUAGCACACGCCCCAGGCGAUCACACAACACAACAAUACUCAGGGUCGAAGGCCUCAAGCAGAGCAAGGCCUCCAGCAACCAAGAUCAAGGCUUGCGGAACAUUCUUGACUUUCUGGAGCGAAAGGCUCAAAACAUGUGUAAAAGGACUGUAACUGUCAAAAAGUCUCAUCUUGAUAAGAACCUCGUUCUCCAUGUCCUCGCUAGUAAGGAGGACGCUGAAGAGAUAGUAAAACUCAACGGCUGGAUGUUUGCUGGCACCACUCUUGCUAUCACCGAGAGCGAUCAGGGAUGGCCCGGUGACUCGAAGACGCAUAGUGCAUCACAACCGUCAGCGGAAACCUCCGAGCUAAAGGAGAAGUUCAAGGCCAUUCUGAGCAGACGUUAUGAUAUCGAACGGAAGCUGUUAGACCUCUCAGGCUUGGGCCAGGACCCUGUUCUCUCGGAGAUGGCAGCCUUCGCCGACAAGGAACGUGCCGAGAAGACAUUCAUGGCUCUAAUGACCAUAUGCGACGAAGUUUUCUCGGGCGCUGAACAGAAACGCGAGGCUAUUCACAGCGUUUCCCUCGCCAACAACUCGAUCGACCAUGUCAGCCGAGUAUUUACCCUCGCCACUACGUUUCCGGACCUGAAGCACUUGGAUUGCAGUGGAAACCUCUUCAAAGAUAGCAGGUCGCUGUCCAGGUGGAGACACUACUUCAAAGGCCUUGAAACCCUACUGCUCACAGGCAACCCGAUCGAGACAAACGAGCCCAACUACAAGGAGGAGGUGAUGAAGUGGUUUCCCAAGCUUCAGCUCCUCAGCGGCACAACUGUACGAACCCCGGAGCAGGUUGCAGCCGAGGAGGCCGCAAAAGCUGCCAUGCAACCUACACCCAUUCCCCAAGGCGGAGCCGACUUUCGUGAUGCCGGCAACAUUGGAGAACAAUUCCUCCUCCAGUUCCUACCCAUGUUUGACACAGACAGAGCAGGCCUUGCUGCCAUGUUCUAUGACGAAAAAACGAGUUUCUCGCUAUCCGUGGUCAACCAGGCACCGCGAGACGUCGACACUCCUGUCCCAUCAUGGCAACCAUACCUAAAAUACUCCCGCAACCUGGUCAAAAUCACCCACCCCGGACCGCGUAUCCAGCGUCUCCUCAAGGGACGCCAGUUGAUCCAGGAGCUGUGGAAGAACCUACCAGCCACCAAGCAUCCGGAUCUUGUUAGCAGCACCAGCAAAUACCUCGUCGACUGUCAUCCACUUCCUGCACUUGCCGACCCUAGCAGUCAAAGCGCCCAGGGAGUCGAUGGCCUCAUCAUCAACAUACAUGGUGAAUUUGAGGAGAAGGAUCCCAACAGCGAUAAUAUUGGUCAACGGAGCUUCUCCAGGACAUUUGUUCUUGGUCCUGGCGCACCUGGUGGACCGCAGGUUCGCGUUGUGAGCGACAUGCUCUCUCUGCGGGCAUACAACCCUAUUCCGCCACCUCAGGGAGCACCAACAAGCAAUGUUGCCCCUGAGAACCCUGAAUUACAGAAGCAACAGCUCGUGGCUGAGCUUUCUAGGCGCACAAACAUGACACCCGAAUAUUCAGAAAUGUGCCUGACCCAGGUCAAUUGGGACCUGGAAGCUGCGAUGGUAAAGUUUCGGGAAACAACGCUCGGACCCGAAGCUUUCAUCAACGGUGUGCCAGCUAUACAGGCUUGAAGUCGUAUCUAUUCAAAGAAGGAUCAUGAGGUGAAUCAGUCACCCGUCUCAUGAUUGUGAUGAUGGAAAUUUGGAGAGCAUGGAUAGAUGUGAUACGUCGAUUUUUAUUUUUUUUUUCUGUCUGUUUUAUCAUCCAAGAAAAAAUAAGGAACUGGAGUAUACCCAAGAGCGAAUUUUGUAUGGCUGGACCUCCAUGGAAACGGCGGUUGAAGCCCCUAGCGUAUGGGACCUGAGCGACGAUAAGUGGUGGACAUGGAUUCUUUUCUUCUACUCUUUUUUUUCUUAGUACACUCUCCGGGAUUCUUGAUUUGUUAUAGCAUUAUCAGGGGGGGCAUGGCGUUGUCGGCGCUUGCACUAAGGCGGCUAAAAGGGGAGGGACUUUUUAUUUCCCUCCACACUGUCUUUGGCUUACAGUGAACUGGUCGGGCUUUGUGUUUCUUUUCUUCUCAUGGCCCAAAGUAUGGUGGGAUGCGAAUGAAUAAACAAACGUUCGUACCCAAUCCCCAGAUUGAUGCGAGACUCUAGGAUGUCCUGCCGUAACUAAGCCGUUGAAUAAUCAUUGGUGACGGAUCAUGAGCAAAGCGAACAAACAAAGGAAACAAAC
Pyricularia grisea is the source of this 3006-nucleotide messenger RNA. RefSeq lists its product as uncharacterized. Gene Ontology annotation, biological process: poly(A)+ mRNA export from nucleus. Gene Ontology annotation, molecular function: protein binding; RNA binding. The record is from RefSeq and is a predicted model, not a curated record. Bases 423 to 2402 code for a protein of 659 amino acids. Lineage: Eukaryota; Fungi; Ascomycota; Sordariomycetes; Magnaporthales; Pyriculariaceae. Gene Ontology annotation, cellular component: nucleus. The transcript has 3 exons.